Molecule: messenger RNA, 2744 nt
Organism: Poeciliopsis prolifica (blackstripe livebearer)
Lineage: Eukaryota; Metazoa; Chordata; Actinopteri; Cyprinodontiformes; Poeciliidae
Gene: slc39a9
Product: solute carrier family 39 member 9
Exons: 7
Coding region: 448-1383 (311 amino acids)
Biological process (GO): zinc ion transport; transmembrane transport
Cellular component (GO): membrane
Molecular function (GO): metal ion transmembrane transporter activity
Source: RefSeq, a predicted model, not a curated record
UACUUGGCAGGCACUUAAACAAGCGGAUGUUCUGUUAGCAUUUCUUUUUUGUUGAUUCCUGCUAAACACCUCAAGAAGUCGCAGUAUAAUUUUUGACCAGACACCCAAACUGGAAAAGAUACGUAUUGUAGCAGCGCAAUGGAGGACUGACGUAGCAGCACUGCAGUUUUAUUUUGUUUGUCAAGCCCGUGAGUCGGAUAUUUAACUGAAGCUAGUUAGCAUUAGCGUCGCUAUUGAGGCCAAAGAGGCUGCAGUGUUCCUGAUAGUUGUGUUUGUUUUGGAGUCCGACAGACCAUUAUUCGUGGACUCCUGUUAAAUUAUCAACCCUUCUUGAGGAGUGGCUGCGCCCAGGGCAUGGUGGUGAACCGUGAAAGCUUCACGUUCUGCGCUAAAAGUUGAACUUUGAUGGUUUAGCAGUAGGCUAGCUGAAAAAGGAAAAGUGCAGCCAUGGACGAUUUCAGCUCGAUCAGCCUGCUGUCUCUUGCGAUGUUGGUGGGAUGUUACGUGGCCGGAACGAUACCUCUUGCUGUCAACUUCUCGGAGGAGAAACUGAAGCUGAUCACCGUGCUGGGAGCAGGGCUGCUUUGUGGAACAGCGCUGGCUGUUAUCAUUCCCGAGGGGGUUCACGCACUUUAUGAAGAGAUCCUUGAAGGCGCUCACCACAGCCACAGUGGGGCCGGGGCGGCCGAAGUGUCCGAGGCCAAAGUGGACGCGGGGGCGGCUCUGGACGCCACGGGGAAACACGAGCAUGGCCACGAGCAGCUGCACGCCUGCAUCGGCAUCUCCCUGGUGCUGGGCUUCGUCUUCAUGCUGCUGGUGGACCAGAUAGGCAGCUCUCACGUUCACAACGCCGAAGAUCCGGAGUCGGCAAGAGUCAACAGCUCGAAAAUCACCACUACUCUGGGACUUGUAGUCCAUGCUGCAGCUGACGGAGUGGCGCUAGGAGCUGCUGCCUCAACGUCUCAGACCAGCGUUCAGCUCAUUGUUUUUGUAGCUAUUAUGCUACAUAAGGCUCCAGCGGCUUUCGGCCUGGUCUCGUUCCUGAUGCACGCCGGCCUCGAGAGGAACCGCAUCCGCAAACACCUCCUGGUGUUCGCCCUGGCAGCCCCCGUUCUCGCCAUGAUCACGUUUUUAGGCCUCAGUCAGAGCAGCAAAGAAGCCUUGUCGGACAUCAACGCCACCGGGGUGGCCAUGCUCUUCUCCGCCGGCACCUUCCUCUAUGUGGCCACCGUUCACGUUCUCCCCGAGGUCGGCGGCGGCGGCCACAGCCACGCCGCCGCCGCCGGGGGCAAUGGCGGGAAGGGUCUGAGCAAAGUGGAGGUGGGCGCUCUGGUUCUCGGCUGCCUCAUCCCUCUGGUGCUGUCGGUCGGCCACCACCAUUAGAGCGGCGGAGCGGGGCCCCGGGGGGCCGGACUCUGGACGCGUGUACAGAGGGAGAGACGCUGGAAUCGAGCCUUCAGACCUUGCGGGUUUAAAUUGUCUCGCUGCCGGACCAGACGGAUGUCGCUGCAGGGACUCGAUGGACAACCGGAACGAGACGACCAGGGGACACAGCGAUGUUUUAUCUGUCGACACAAUACGCAUACUUUCUACCCAAAAUCUUAAGUUGAGACGUCGAUUUUUAAAAUUUUUUUUUUCCUUUUAGCUUAAUGCGUUCAGAUCCAAGCAGAUUAGAUUAUCAUGCUCGUUUAACUUUCCCACUUCGGUUUUAUCGUCUUUCUUUUUUCUUUUUUUUUUUUUGUUAACUGGGUGGUUGUCGUACAGUGAGAUUUGGUGUCGGUUGAGCUUGUGAUUUAUUUUAAUUUUAUUUUAUUUGCUUGUGAAAAUCAUUUUUCACAAGCAUACAUAUAUAUAUAUAUAUAUAUAUCUGUACAAAGUGUAAAUUCCUCUGAUUUUUUUUUUUCCAAGUGCCAUAAUAAAGAAACCAGUAGCAGAAGACGGCGGUGGCGUCGCCGUGACAACCAGUGGGGAAAACCCAGACGGACCAGCUUGCAAACCUCUGGGUUUCAGACGUCACUUUGUCAAUCGAGCGUUGCUCUCGAACUUUUCGGACAGCUGAACGGCUCCUCGCCGCCUGCGUCCGCUCCCUGCUCGGUGCAUGCAGAGGCCAAUCCUUAAAGACGGCCGCCAUUCUUUUGCCACGUCGCUCAUUUCUUUGUUUAUGGAUUCACUUUCUAUCUCUAACGGUUUCUUCUCCCUGUAAAACGUGCUGUAAAUGAAAGCAUUGUGUACAUAUUUGUCUUAAGCGAUCGUGGAGGUCAGGUGGAGGGCAUCUCGAAUGACAAAAGUUUCUUACGGAAGGGAAAAAUGAGACAUUUUUAGGGACCCUAAGCUCAGGAGAAUAGAGUAUAAUGUCUGUGAAGAACUUUUAACCUGUUGGACGAUUCUGUCAAUAAGAAGAAAACGUAAUAAACCAGAAACGCGCGGUGAGGAUUCGGGGUUGGACGGCUUCGUUUUGCUGCGGCGACGCCUGCAAGCGGUGUGCGCAGCGUUAACGCUUGCAAUGCGAUUCCUAAACGCGGCUCCAGGAGGCCCCUGCUGCUUCGACUCCAGUCCCAGUGAAACCGAAAGCCCGUCACAAUCUGAGCGGGCUGCUCAUCUGUCUGUAUGGUGUCGAUGUGCCACUGUACCCAGCACAUCUGCAGCGCGUCUGUAAGCCUGUGCGCUCAAAACGGCGACCUUACUCCACAAGCUCAACGGAGUAUAAAAAAAAUUAUGUGUAUAAACACUUUUUCCUAUAUGAA